Amborella trichopoda is the source of this 4203-nucleotide messenger RNA. RefSeq names its product sucrose phosphate synthase 3F (gene SPS3F). The record is from RefSeq and is a predicted model, not a curated record. Gene Ontology annotation, biological process: sucrose metabolic process. NCBI's taxonomy places the organism in Eukaryota, Viridiplantae, Streptophyta, Magnoliopsida, Amborellales, Amborellaceae. Gene Ontology annotation, molecular function: sucrose-phosphate synthase activity; sucrose synthase activity.
AGAAAACAAAAUUUUAAAAGAGGUUGCAUCCCCAAAAUCUGAGAUCCUAUAAUGGAGUUUGGCUGCGGGAGUAAAAAGACAGUAAACUCUCGUGAGAGUAUACAAUGUUUUGGCCUAUUUUUUCCGUCUCCCUCCAUUUUUGCCUCCCCUUCGCGCUCCCGUAAGAACAGCAGAUAACCUCCCCCAUUCCCAGCUUUUAUCUGAUCCGUUUAUCUCUCCGGCAUUCUCUCUCGUCCUUCCAUUAUCUAUCACCAUUAAUCUCUCUAAAAUCGCAACCACAUUCUAUCCAUGUGGAAACCUCUCUCCUAUUCUCUUUGCCCCCGAUUUUCUCUCUCUAAAAUCUCCGCCAUUCUCUGCGUGCAAGCCCAUCAGCCACUCUCUCUGUUCCGGUCUUUAUCUCUCUACAAUCUCCACCAUUAUCUCUCUGCAAGUUGAAAAAAACUUCGGCAUCUUCUCCUUUCCCCCUGCUCUCUUAUUUCCCAUUGGCCACCGUAUUUCAAUUUUCAAUAAAUUCAAAUUGAAGCACACAAAAUCCCUUCCUGGAUCAGCAGAGGAGUCGCACAUAGGAGCCGAUUUCUACCGCCAUUGAAGUUAUAGUUGGGGAGAGAAGAUGGCGGGGAAUGAAUGGAUCAAUGGGUAUUUGGAGGCAAUUUUAGACACUGGUGCAGGGGGUGUCGAAGACAACAAGGCGGUGAACCUUAACGAUCAUGGCAGCCACUUCAACCCCACCAAAUACUUUGUGGAGGAGGUGGUCACUGGGGUGGACGAGACCGACCUCCACCGCACAUGGCUCAAGGUGGUGGCCACUCGCAACACGCGAGAGCGCAGCACCCGGCUGGAGAACAUGUGCUGGCGUAUCUGGCACCUCGCUCGCAAGAAGAAACAGUUGGAAGGGGAGGAUAGCCAAAGGUUGGCAAACCGGAGGUCAGAGAGAGAACAGGGCCGAAGGGAUGCAACAGAGGAUAUGUCAGAGGACUUAUCAGAAGGUGAGAAAGGGGAUGUGAUGGGGGAGAUGGUUCAGAGUGAGACCCCCAGGAGGAAGUUACAAAGGAACUUCUCUGACCUCCAAGUCUGGUCUGAUGAUGACAAGGCGAAGCGCCUCUAUAUUGUCCUAAUCAGUUUGCAUGGACUGGUGCGUGGGGACAACAUGGAGUUGGGCCGUGAUUCAGAUACAGGUGGUCAGGUCAAGUACGUUGUUGAGCUUUCUAGGGCAUUAUCCAUGAUGCCAGGGGUAUACAGGGUGGACCUCUUUACUCGCCAAAUAUCAUCACCCGAAGUGGAUUGGAGUUAUGGAGAACCGACAGAGAUGUUAACCUCAGGAUCAUAUGGGCAUCGUGAUGGCCGUGAUGUGGGAGAGAGCAGUGGGGCUUAUAUUAUACGCAUACCAUGUGGCCCAAGGGACAAGUAUCUAAGGAAAGAGUCUUUAUGGCCUUAUGUUCAAGAAUUCGUUGAUGGAGCCCUCGCCCAUAUACUUAACAUGUCCAAGGUUUUGGGCGAACAGAUUGGUGGGGGCCAGCCAGUUUGGCCCUAUGUGAUUCAUGGCCACUAUGCGGAUGCAGGUGAUAGUGCUGCACUCCUUUCGGGUGCCCUAAAUGUUCCAAUGGUUCUAACAGGGCAUUCAUUAGGGAGGAAUAAGCUUGAACAGCUUCUAAAGCAAGGAAGGCAAUCGAAAGAGGACAUCAAUGCGACAUAUAAGAUAAUGAGGAGGAUAGAAGCUGAAGAAUUAUCUCUAGAUGCAGCGGAACUAGUUAUAACGAGCACUAAGCAGGAAAUUGAGGAGCAGUGGGGCCUCUAUGAUGGUUUUGAUGUCAAGCUUGAAAAGGUGUUGAGGGCUCGCGCAAGAAGGGGGGUUAAUUGCCAUGGCCGCUAUAUGCCUCGGAUGGUGGUAAUUCCUCCAGGUAUGGAUUUCAGCAGUGUGAUUCAAGAGCAAGACCCAUCUGAAACUGAUGGAGAACUGGCUGCUCUGAUAGGAACUGAUGGGACCUCCCCAAAGGCAAUUCCACCCAUAUGGUCUGAGGUAAUGCGCUUCCUGACAAAUCCUCACAAGCCAAUGAUCCUGGCACUGGCAAGGCCGGACCCUAAAAAGAACAUAACCACACUCUUGAAAGCGUUUGGAGAAUGUCGACCAUUGAGGGAUCUUGCAAAUUUGACACUCAUAAUGGGCAACAGGGAUGACAUAGACAAGAUGUCAUCAGGAAAUGCUAGUGUCCUCACUACAGUUCUGAAGAUGAUUGACAAGUAUGACUUAUAUGGGUUGGUAGCCUAUCCAAAGCAUCAUAAGCAAGCUGAUGUUCCAGAUAUAUACCGCCUUGCUGGCAAAACAAGGGGUGUCUUCAUAAAUCCAGCUUUGGUUGAGCCAUUUGGACUAACUCUAAUCGAGGCUGCUGCACAUGGACUGCCAAUGGUGGCCACUAAGAAUGGUGGCCCAGUUGACAUUCAUCGGGCGCUAAACAACGGACUUCUAGUGGAUCCUCAUGAUGAGAAAGCCAUCGCUGAUGCAUUACUAAAGCUAGUUGCUGAGAAGAACCUAUGGCAUGAGUGCAGAUGGAAUGGAUGGAAAAAUAUUCACCUAUUCUCAUGGCCAGAGCAUUGUAGGACAUACCUAUCUAGAGUGGCUGCAUGCAGGAUGAGACACCCACAGUGGAAGACCGACACCCCAGUCGAUGAUACAGUGGUUGAGGAAUCAAUGGGUGACUCACUAAAGGAUGUUCAUGACAUGUCUCUUAGACUAUCGGUAGAUGGAGAUAAAAUUUCUGUCAAUGGUUCUUUGGAGAAUGACCCAGCUGAACUGGAAAAGAUGGUCGCCUUGAAGGGUGAUAAGGAGGUUAGUGACCAGGUUAAGCGGGUUUUAAGUAGGCUAAAGAAACCUUCAGCUGCCACCCUGGGUGCAGAAGCAGGGAAGAAACAGGGAGAGAACACAAUGAAUAAGUAUCCCGUUCUAUGGAGGAGGCGGAAGUUGUUUGUUAUAGCCUUGGAUUGCUAUGAUGAUCAUGGGAAACCGGAGUCAAAAAUGCUUCAGGUUAUUCAGGAGACAUUCAAGGCGGUGAGAACAGACCCUUCAGCUGCUAGGUUCUCAGGCUUUGCUUUAUCAACUGCAAUGCCAGUUUCAGAAAUACUGAAGCUAUUGGAAUCAGGAAAGAUUCAGGUCACGGAGUUUGAUGCUUUGAUAUGUAGCAGUGGGAGUGAAGUAUAUUAUCCGGGUACUUAUCAAUGCAUGGAUGAAGAAGGAAGGCUUUGUGCUGAUCCUGAUUAUGCUUCUCAUAUUGACUAUCGAUGGGGGUGCGAUGGUCUAAAGAAAACCAUUUCGAAAUUGAUGAGCUCAUCUGAAGGGAAAGAUGAGAGCAUCAUUCAGGAAGACAAGGCUUCAUGCAAUAGCCACUGUGUUUCGUAUUUUAUCAAGGACUCCACUAAGGCAAGGAAAGUGGAUGACCUAAGGCAAAAGCUGAGGAUGCGUGGAUUGCGAUGCCAUCUAAUGUAUUGCAGGAACUCUACACGAUUACAAGCCAUUCCUCUACUAGCUUCUCGGUCACAAGCAAUAAGAUACCUAUUCGUUCGCUGGGGUUUGAACGUGGCCAACAUGUAUGUCGUCCUUGGUGAGACAGGUGAUACAGACUAUGAGGAGCUGGUAUCAGGGUCUCACAAGACACUUAUUCUCAAGGAUUUGGUUAAGAAAGGUUCAGAGGAGUUGUUGAGGACGUUAGGGAGCUAUCAGAGAGGUGAUAUGGUCCCUGAAGAGAGUCCAUUGGUGGUCUGCACUAAUGGAGGGCAGACAGCUGAAGACAUUUCAAAUGCUUUGAAGCAAGUCUACAAAGCCACUGUUGGAUUGUAAAAAAUGGAUGGGUAUCAUGGGGAAGUUUGGUCUCAAAUCUCUUUUUUUUUUUUUUAUUAAUUAACUGGCAUUCGUUUUGCAGCACAUAAAGAGAGGAACUCAUAUCUGAUUCCUUGAUGGAAAUGCAAACAUGUACACUAUUUAAGCAGUUGCCAUUCGAACCACGUAGUGACUUCCACCAAUCUGAACUUCUGAAGGUAUUGGGGCCGACAUUAGAAGGGAAGGAUUACAGUUCCCAAUGUGGAGAAGAGCAUAGUUCUAUAUCAGAGAUGAUUUAUGUAUCUUUUAUUCUUAAUAAAAAUAUGCAUCUCUGGAAACAUGAUUGGUCAAGAUCUACGAGUACUAGCAUUUAUACACAUUACAUACAGAGGAAU